Molecule: messenger RNA, 1001 nt
Organism: Belonocnema kinseyi
Lineage: Eukaryota; Metazoa; Arthropoda; Insecta; Hymenoptera; Cynipidae
Product: trypsin delta-like
Exons: 2
Coding region: 167-955 (262 amino acids)
Biological process (GO): proteolysis
Molecular function (GO): serine-type endopeptidase activity
Source: RefSeq, a predicted model, not a curated record
UCAAUUUGGCAAGAAUUGGAAUUUCCUGUAUAGGUCUUUGAAUCAUCAAAUCUUAGUCAUUGUUUCUACAUUUAAGCAAGACGCCAGAAGAUUAGACCCAGUACGCUAUAUGAGUUAGUUUAGAGAACUUAAAAAAUUAUUCUGUAGACAUGUUUUGAUUCGCACAAUGUUUAGAUUUUUAUUAUUUUUUACCCUAUUGGUGGUGGUGUCAACAGUACACCAUGAUACAAUGCUGCCAGCUACGAGAACAGCUAUAGCUGAUGGUGUAACAACAGGAAUUGUGCCUUACCAUGUGGCUGUGUUUCAAGUGAACGAGGAUAGAUACUCUUUUGUAAUUUGCUCUGGCAGUAUAGUAUCAAGCCGAUUUGUUCUAACUGCAGCUCAAUGUUUUCAUCAAACUCAACAAGUAUUUCCAAUAAAAAUACGAGCAGGAUCACCAAAUGGAGAAUUCGGUGGAUGUCUGCACAAGGCAACACAUAUUAUUCGACACAGUAGCUACAAGAAAUUAGCGAAAAAUAGUUUAGCAACUGUAAACGACAUUGCUUUAAUUAAAGUGAAUAAGCCGUUUAAAUUAGGGCCAAAUAUUGCAAUAAUUCCUCUUUUUCAAGAAGAAACUCCAGCAUACAUUUAUGGUACAGCCAGUACAUGGGGAAGGGCUGAAGGUCUUUCUGCUUCUUUAAAAGCAGUAAGGGUAGAAUUAUGGGACAAAGUGGAAUGUGCAAGGUAUUACGAAAGUGUUCCCUUUCCUGAGGGCCAAAUUUGUACCGGAAAUCCGCGGCAAAAAAGUUGUCAUGGCAAUCUCGGUGGACCUUUAGUGGUUAAUGGUACUCAAGUAGGAAUAGAUAUCUGGGGUGAAUCAGUAUGUUGGCAUGGUCCUCUGGUUUAUACUGAAGUCGCGCAAUACAUAUCAUGGAUAAAUUAUUACAUAUACGAACAGCUAGAAAUGCAGGAUUAAAUACACCAAACUCUCGCUUUCAGCCAAGUGUCGGGGGUUUCCUUCA